Paramuricea clavata is the source of this 4305-nucleotide messenger RNA. The record is from the annotation of a GenBank genome assembly. Lineage: Eukaryota; Metazoa; Cnidaria; Anthozoa; Malacalcyonacea; Plexauridae.
AUGCCUCAAAAUUUACAGAUACCUAAAAAGUCAGCUAUCGCCCAAAUGUCAGGUGAGCUUAUGCCGCAAAAUUUACAGAUACCUAAAAAACCAAGUAUCCGCACUCACUCCAGUCUUAACUUUCCCGUGAACUUAACACCCACUCUUUCAACAAAACUUAAAUCUCCAUUAAACAUACGGUAUAAUAUAGAAGAACAAAAAAUGGAAAACAACCAAGACCAGAUCAUUCGACUCAUCAGCUUUACAACGAGCGCGUACAAAUACGUUAAAGAUAGUGACAACCAAAAGUUUAUAUCUAAAAAGUUCUCAGAUGUUCAAGAAAAGCUAGCACAAAAAGGUAAGACGUUUCCCGACAAUCAAAUAUCCAACAUCCACCUAGUAAGGGAGUUGUCUAGGAAAUACAACAUUGAAACUAAGAACUUACCUCAAUCUAAAGAUUCCUCGCAAGAAAAGUUAGUAGGUAAGUUAUUAGGUGAAGUAGGUGAAAAGUCAUCAGCUAAAACUCCCCCACCUUCAAAAAGUGUAUCACCUGGAAAAGUAAAGACUCAGAUGAAACUAGCUCCUUCAUUUACAAUCCCACCUUUUACACCAAAACGUGAACAACCAACUCGAAGAGAAAGUUACAAGAUUCCCUCAUCAAAGUUGACUCUAGAGUACAUGUUACCCGAGAAAGUAAAACCUGUAAGACCGGUUCCAAAACCAAGGACUAAAUUACCUCCUCAACCAAGGGAACGUCCAAUCCCAAAACCGAGGACAAAGAUACCUCCACAACCAACUCCAGAGGAACCUCCUAAGCUACUUCCUAACACAAGGUUUGUAAAGGAACUUGAGGAUAUAGUUGAACCAUUCUCUACAGGAAAGCGUCCUACUUACAAGAAGACAUCUCACUCCUUCUCCAACCUUAUAAAGAGAUAUAAAAUCCAAAUUGUUAGUAACGAUCCACAUAUACAGUUAUCAUCUUCACUUCCAUCACUUGCAGAAAUCCUCACUAAAAAUCUAAUUAUAAUGGGAGGGGUCAAGUACCACAUAAAUCUAGAUGUAGAGUUCAUCAAGCCAAAGGGCUGGGAAGGAUAUGAGUUAGCCGAGUACGGUGCAAAUCAUGUUGCCAUUACCUUACUUCAAGGGAGUAAUAUAGAAGAGUCGCUACAAGAGGCAAUAGCCCUGGUUCAACAGAGAAUAGACGGUUUCAUUGCCAGAGGAAGUGGCUGGUCUAUCGCCCAACUCCCAAGUAUGAACAUAGUUGUCAACACAUAUGCUCCACUUGAAGGAUCAUCAUAUCUUGACCUACCAAAGUCACUUCAAACACCACAGUUGGGUCUAAGGAACAUUUUCAAUAAAGGUGAUAACGAAUGCUUUAGAUGGUCACACGUGAGAUUCUUACGGCCAAUGACCCGUGACCCAAAACGCAUAACAAAAGAGGAUAAAGAAGUCGCCAAAUCUCUAAAUUACGACGGUGUUUCCUUUCCAGUGUCUAUAGACCAAAUUCCCCGUAUAGAGUCUCAGAACAACCUCAACAUCAAUGUUAUCGGUCAUAAAUCAGGUAAAGUCUUCUAUCCAAUCUCCGUAUCAAAGAAUACAUUCAAAGACACGAUGACCCUACUCUUAAUCUCAAAAGAUGAACGUAAUCAUUAUGUUCUCGUAAAGGAUUUCAACAAGCUUCUCCAUUCAUAUACAAAAGACAAUCAUAAGAAACAUUUCUGCAUAAGUUGUUUCCAAAACUUCAGGUCAGAAGAGCACCUCCAGAAGCAUCUAAAAGACUGUCUAGUGAUUAAUGGUAAACAAGCAGUCAGAAUGCCAGUUGAGGGUACAACAGUCGACUUCAAGAACCAUAAGAAUCAAUUGUUUGCACCAUUCGUUAUAUACUCAGAUUUUGAAUGCAUACUAUCACCUGUUGAGUACAAGUCAGGUAAUCACACCAAAGUCAUUCAAAGACACAAAGCUGUCAAGUAUGGAUACAAAAGAAUCUGCAAGGAAAACGAACAUCUUUCAGGUGAGUAUAAAACUUACACAGGGGAAGAUGCAUGUAAGAAGUUUGUCUCAGCAAUAAGGGCCGAGCAAAAAGAAUGUAACAAGUUGGCAAAGCAAUUCUUCAAUCAAAAAGGUGAGAUGGACGAAGAUUCAAUUAUGCAUUUUAGACAACAGAAAAGUUGCCACAUCUGCUCUAAAGACUUGUCCACCAACAACAAGGUUGCAUACUUCCAUAGAAUCAAUUCUAACUACCUAGGUGCAAUCCAUAAGUCAUGUCAAACUAAAUUCUUCAAGAUCCCAGUAGUGUUUCACAACUUACGAGGAUAUGACUCUCACCCAAUAAUCUUAGAAUCAUGUGAACAAAAGAUUGACCUGACAGUGAUCGCGACCAAUCUCCAAAAAUAUCUUUCAUUCUCAUUUGGCAAUCAACUGGUAUUCAUCGACUCUUUACAGUUCAUGAGCACAUCACUCGAGAAGUUAGUCUCCAACCUCAAGGGCCAAGCAUCAGACGAAGAGCUUGCGCUUAAGUUUCCAAUUACAUCCAAAAGGUUCCAAGGAGAGUCACUCAAGCUUAUGACUCAAAAAGGUGUAUUUCCAUAUGACCACUUCACUUCACUUGAGACAACAAAAGAGACUCAACUCCCAUCGAAGGACGCGUUCUUCUCAACACUGUAUGACACUUCUGUUUCAGACAAAGAUUAUCAGCGAGCGCAAACUGUACGGUCACACUUUAACAUGUCAUCGUUCGACGACUACCUCAACCUCUACCAAGAAACGGACGUCUUACUGUUAGCAGAUGUAUUUGAGAACUUUAGGUCAACAUGUCACGCAACCUAUAAACUUGACCCCGCAAAUUACAUCUCAAAUCCAUCACUCACCUGGGAUGCAAUGUUGAAAGAUAAACAAGAGAGAGGAGGCGCCGCAAUCGAACUUCUAAGUGAUAUUGAAAUGCAUAACUUCUUCGAGAAAGGAACACGUGGUGGUGUCGCACAAAUAUCACGUAAGUUCGCAAAAACAAAUAAUAAAUUCAAGUCUAACUUCGACCCAAAAGAAAAGUCAACAUUCUGUAAGUAUUGGGAUGUCAACAACUUAUAUGGAGGAUGUAUGUCACAACCACUUCCAUACGGCAACUUUCAAUGGGAGGAUCCAGAUACAAUUGACUACAAACAAUUCCUCGAAGAUUCCCACAGAGGUGCAGUUCUAGAGGUUGAUCUGGAUUAUCCAAAGGAACUCCAUAAUCUUCACGCAGACCUCCCAUUAGCACCUCAUAAGAUGUUGAUCACCGAGGAUAUGAUAUCUCCAUACAACAAGAAGAUAAGAUCUCAAAACAACCUUUCACCAUCGGAAGUGCCCAAGCUAAUUACAUCCCUCAAUAACAGGAGAAACUACAUCCUCCACGCCAGGACACUUGACUUCUAUGUUUCCAAGGGAAUGGUUCUCACCAAAAUUCAUAGUGCGAUUUCAUUUGACCAAAGUUGCUGGCUAAAGUCAUACAUAGAGAAGAAUACAGCUGAGAGAGCAAAGGCAACCAAUGAUUUCCAGAAAGACUUUUUCAAGCUAAUGAACAACGCUAUCUAUGGAAAGACAAUGGAGAAUCUUCGGAAACGUACACACGUAAAGAUAGCCUCAACACCAGAGAAAGCUAAGAAGCUCAUCGCAUCACCCACAUUCAAGGGAAGUAAGAGUCUCUCCAAAGACGCCAUCAUGGUCGAGCAAACCAAAGAAGUCCUCUAUCUCAACAAACCAUCUUACAUAGGAAUGGUUAUCUUAGAGCUGGCCAAACUCGAGCUCUACAAAUUCCACUAUGAUGUUGUCAAACCAUUUUACGGCAACAAGGCACAACUCAUCCUCACCGACACAGAUUCACUCCUAUAUGAAAUUGAGACUGAGGAUGUUGAGGAAGAUUGUGUCGUACUAGGUAAACUCCACGACUGCUGGGACAACUCAAACUAUGAUAAAGAUUCUCCAUACUUUUCCAACAAGAAUAAGAAAGUCCCGGGAAAGAUGAAAGAUGAGAUGGGAGGCCAGCAGAUCGAGGAAAUCUCAGCCAACAAACCAAAGUCUUAUGCAAUCCUCAAAUCCUCAGGUAAAGAAGAGAAAAAGCUCAAGGGAAUCCCCCGAUGUGCAAAGGACCGGGUCAUCAGUUACGCUGACGUUAAAGAUUGUAUAUUCAAGGGCACAACAAAAAGAAUCACCUGCCAUACAAUUAGAAGUGUCAAUCACAACCUCCGCACCAUAUCUCAAGAUAAACUUGCCCUGUCCAACUAUGACACUAAAAGAUACGUUCUAGAUGAUGGAAUAACUUCACUUCCAUACGGACAUUAUAAAAUACAGUGA